UACCGUGUCAGAAAUAGUCGGGAUAAUUGGGCCUGGCAUUGGUCUAAGCGUGCAGAACUUGACCAUGAAGCUCAAAUGGUGCAGUCCCCAUUUCACAUCUCUUUGGAAGCUGUCUUCUCGGCCUAUUCAAUACCGAUAAAGCUAAAGUACGAGUGUACUGCUUGAUCGAUGCAAAACUACUAUGGUGAGCUAUGUUGCUGACGAGGCUCUUCGCGGAAAUAUUCCUUUCCCGAGGGCUCGUGAAGACGAACUGUUGUAUGUACUCCAUGAGGUCCUGGAUUUACGGCUUUGGUCAGGAACCCUGUGGGCCAUACUGUCAGUCGCCAUCGAAGUUUAGUGAUUCUCAACCCGCUGUUGAUGUCGGUCUUUCACCGUCUGCACUCAUUGCGGAUGUGGUGAAACGGUCGCCAGUGGCUCAUACCUUCUAUUUCUAUUCGGUGUUGUGUGAAAUCGCUUCUAUCCCUCGGAAGACGCCAUCGGCAUGAGUGAGUACGAAUUCCUUGCCGCCAGAGACCAAUCAGGAGAGAAGAGGCAAUGUUCUACGGCCUCAUAUCGGUGCUCUGGAAGAGGGUGGGGA
Messenger RNA from Suillus discolor, 577 nucleotides. RefSeq lists its product as uncharacterized. The transcript has 4 exons. The record is from RefSeq and is a predicted model, not a curated record. The coding region runs from base 192 to 485 and encodes 97 amino acids. Lineage: Eukaryota; Fungi; Basidiomycota; Agaricomycetes; Boletales; Suillaceae.